AUGUCAUCCGGAAAGCCACAAAGCCCUUCGCCCCUAUCACGAUUAUCUCUCUCGUCGGCACCACCACUUAAGACUCUUCCACCAAACCCAAAUAUUUCUCAACUAGAGAAUUUUGCCAUGAGCGCUAUGGCACCAAGCAUGGCGGUUGUAUUUACUUUACCAUUUGACACCAUUAAAGUCAGAAUGCAGCUUCAAGGUGAAGUCAGAUUUAUAAAGGAUUCGACUGGCAAGACAAUUCGAAUUGUUGCUGAAAAGUUUCGAUUGUUUAAGAAAAACUUACAAAUUCGAAGGUUUACGAGGUCUAGAAAAAGGACUUGUUCCCUCCAUAUUAAAAGAGAGUUCCAAGAAUGUUUUUCGCUUGGUAAAAUAACCUCUAAAGGACUUUAUGAUCCAAUUCUCGCAGUGAUUCAUCCAACUGAUGAUUAUACCUCAUCAUCAUCAGCCCCCGCCUGGAAACGAAUGUUUGCAGGUGGUUUAUGUGGUGCCUUGGGAGCGGUAUCAGCGAAUCCAUUUGAAUUGGUAAAAACUCGAUUACAAAGCUCUGCAGCACAUGCCAUUGCAGUUGGAAACCAAUAUGGUUAUACGUCAGUAACUUCAGCAUUGCGACGUAUUAUGUUCGAGGAAGGUGGAAUAAAAGGACUUUAUCGUGGAUCAAUGAUAUCUGUUGGACGGGGUAUACUGGGAAGUGCGGCAAAUUUAUCAUCUUAUACUAUGUUAAAGGAUUAUGCUAAACGUGAAGGGUAUUCUGAUGGUAUUCCGCUUGACAUGGCAUGUAGCUUGAUGAGCGCGUUCGUUAGUGUAAUUGUUAUGAAUCCUAUGGAUGUUGUUCGAACGCGUUUAUACAAUACAUCAUCAAUCUCACCGAGGCAAUCCUUACUUUCAACCACUAAAACCAUUGUCAAGAAUGAAGGAUGGACAGCUUUAUACCGAGGCUUUUGGACUCAUUUUAUGCGAAUUGGUCCUCAUUUUUGUUUAACUUUUGUUUUCCUGGAACAAUUAAAGCGAGGAGUUAAACAAUUUCGCCUUGAAGAAUAUCAACGUCAGCUUCAAAAUUAUCAUCAAGCAACCACGGAUCUUAAGGUGUAA
Messenger RNA from Cetraspora pellucida, 1086 nucleotides. Lineage: Eukaryota; Fungi; Glomeromycota; Glomeromycetes; Diversisporales; Gigasporaceae. The record is from the annotation of a GenBank genome assembly.